Molecule: messenger RNA, 2280 nt
Organism: Marchantia polymorpha subsp. ruderalis
Lineage: Eukaryota; Viridiplantae; Streptophyta; Marchantiopsida; Marchantiales; Marchantiaceae
Source: the annotation of a GenBank genome assembly
CUCCCUCCCUCCCUCUCUCUCUCUCUCUCUCUCCCCGUCUCUCCCUCGGACAUCAAUAAACUAAACGCAUCGUCUUCCGCCCACGACAGAGUCUUUCAGUCGGUCGUUCGUUCGAGGAAGUGUCGAUCAGUUGCGCACCAGUAAUUUCGUAUUGCAGAUCAGUCUCCUGCCUUCUCGCGGUUGGAGUUGCGCGCGAGAGCUCCGGACACGUCAGCUGCUGCUGCUGCAGCUCGCCCGAGCUCGUGCCUGCGGGAGCCGAGUAGGUGACAGCAAAAGAACAAUUUGCGCCCACGGCUUUCGGAGAAGAAGUCGCGCGUCGCUCGCCGACUGCUGCUGCCCACUGGGGUCGAUCUCGGUCUGCGAGGGUGUCGAGGGUCGUCUCUCUUGCUCUCGCUCUCUCUCGAGCGAGGUGUCGGUCGAUCUUGCGCGGCGGCGUCCGAGCGGGGCACAGGCUGGGCUCCGGCGAAGCUAUGGAGUCGUAGGAAGCGCUGGACGCUGCGGUGUAGAUGGUGCUGGUGAUCCCCGGGGGAAUCCACGAUAGCCUAGAGGUUUUUUAGAGUUUUUGUCGAAAUGACGUCGGGCACUCGCCUGCCGACAUGGAAGGAGAGAGAGAAUAAUAAACGACGCGAAAGACGCAGGCGCGCCAUCGCUGCGAAGAUCUUUCUUGGGCUCAGGUUGUAUGGCAACUACAAGCUGCCGAAACACUGCGACAACAACGAGGUUCUCAAGGCCCUCUGCGCGGAGGCUGGCUGGACAGUGGAAGAAGACGGAACCACGUAUCGAAAGGGCACGAAACCGGCCGCGGAGCGAAUGGAUGUGUGCACGUCGCCAUCGACGAGCCCCACCUCGUCGUACCCCGGCGCCAACGAGGGCACGUCGCUGAUACCAUGGCUCAAAGGGCUCUCGUCGGUGAACGGACAGAUUGUCGGGGGCAGCGGGGGAGGCAGCGGCACUGCCAGCACCAGCAGCAGCACGGGGCUGCCGCCGCUGCACGCCAUGCACGGGGGGCCUUCGAGCGCGCCCAUGACGCCUCCGCUGAGCUCGCCCACGGCGCGGAUGCCGCACGUGAAGCCCGAGUGGGACAAGUCGAACGACGACAUCCCCUCGGCCUUUUGCGCCGCCGUGAGCGCCUGGACGCAGCCGCACUUCCUCGCGGGCGCCAGCGGCGGCGCCAGCGCGGGGCCGCCCCCGUUGCGCCCCGUGUGCGAAUCGUCGGACGUGUGCCGGGGCUCGCCCUCGGACGGCGGGGACUCCGAUCCGAGCCCCAGCGCCGUGCUCGAAUUCGUCAGCGGGUGCAACAACAGCGGCAAGUGGACCAACGGCGUGCGCGUGCGCAGUGUGUCGCAGGCCGGCUCGGCGCUGGGGCUGUCGGGCUCGGCCUCGCGCUUCCCCGGGGGCAUGGGGCUGGGGCCUUUCCCGAGCUCGCGCGCCGACUCGGGCAACGAGCCCUUCAGCACCUUCCCCUGCUCGCGCGCCGACUCCGGCAACGAGCCCCUCUCGGGGGCCUGGCGCCCGGGGCACGUGCAGUCGCCGCUGGUGCAGAGCCCGUCGACCAGCAUCAGCGCCGUGCUCGAUUCGGGCAAGCGCGGCGGCAGCAGCCAAGAAGGCCUCGGGAAAGGAUUGGAUCUGGAAAUGUCAAGCUCGGCCCAGGUUGUGUCCAGUCGGCCCUCGGGCUGGGAGGUCGACCGCCUGUGCGACGACAUGGAGAAGAAAGACGAUCUGGAGUUGACGCUAGGAAGCUCAACUUUGCGAGUGAAAGUCAAGUCGGAACCGCGAUGUCGAUAGGUAUAUCUGGGGAUGCGCCGGACCCCUAGUUUUGUAACAAAGAUAGCGGGUUAGAGUAGACGAGAUCUGGGGCGCUGUCACUUCCAUCAGGCAGACUGGCACCCGAUGCCUCCAAAUUUUGUAACGACGAAUGCAUUGUCCCGUGCAAUGUGUUUGCUAGGUAUAGGAAGUGGCGUUGUGCUUCCGUCCAGCCCAUAAUGCAGAGAACCUUGCUUCCCCCAACAUGGAUAGUUCCAAUGGCAGAGGCUACACGAUGGAUCGAUGGACGCUCACCGGAGUUCUUCCUGUAGUGCUUGGAAACACCGUGAGCAUGUUCACUUUCAUGUACCAUAGUAGAUCGUUAAGCCAACUUGGUCUUCCCUAAAACAAAAGCUUGACUACGCUUGGCCGCGUGCAGGACUACUCACUUCAGCGCUUGUUUCCAAAGGCUCUGACAUAAACUUGUCUUUAUAUUUUGGUGGAAGAGUUUUCACUAGUUAUGGUCAAUCAAUCUCU